Molecule: messenger RNA, 1251 nt
Organism: Macrosiphum euphorbiae (potato aphid)
Lineage: Eukaryota; Metazoa; Arthropoda; Insecta; Hemiptera; Aphididae
Source: the annotation of a GenBank genome assembly
AUGGGGAAAAAGAGAAAAACGCCGCCACCGUCUUCACCAAAGUACCGUUCACGUUCUCCUCUUCCGAGGAAAACAGGAAAACGCGAUGAACCUCUAGAUUCUCCAAACACGAAGGAAAAAGCACGUCCAACAUCACAUCAAAACAAAACAGAAAAUGAUAAACCAACGUCUGUAGAUACUGAUCAAGAAUCGAUAUCUGAAAUUUCCGAUUUAUCAUCAUCAACAUCCGACAUAUCUAAAAUUGGCAACCAAACUUCCGAAACAAAAACCACCAAACCAAGUCAUCGAAUUCCACCAAUCUUUAUACAAACCAGCCCAGAAAUCUCAUGGAGAGAACUCGCCAAAGUACUCUACGAAACACCAAACCUCGACCCAGUGAUAGCAAAAACCACAUCCACCCCUUUCCAAAUUCAAAUUAACUGUCCAAAUGAAAACUCUUUCAGAAUUGUCCAAGAAUUCAUGACCUAUAACAAAAUUAAUUAUCACACCUUCGCACUACCUGAAGAGAAAUCCCUCAAAAUUGCAAUUAAAGGCAUCCCUCUCGACAUUACAAAUGAAGAGAUCAUGGCAGAACUACAACGUAUUGGUUUUAAACCCAAAUUUGUACGAGCCUUUGAAAAGAACGGUAAAAGAUUACCAAUUCACAUGGUCUCCCUAAACCGUACUGAGAAUGUUAAAGAAAUCUAUGAAGUAUCCGACCUUUUCUACAUUCGUAUAAAAAUCGAACCAUAUAAAUCUACAGGACCUGCACAAUGUUUUUCCUGUCAACGUUUCGGACAUUCCUCUCUGCAAUGCGGGUACCCGCCGAGGUGCGUAAAAUGCGGAGCAAACCACUCAAACAAAGACUGCCAAAAACCGAAAGUAGACGAUCCAACAUGCUGCAAUUGUAAAGGAAAGCACACUGCUAACUACAGGGGUUGUCCUUACUACACAAAAAUUAUUACCGAAAAAAUUGAAAAAUCUAGAGACACAAACACUCGAACAAUCCUAAAAGCCACACCUCCGACAACUUUAACUCAAACACCAACGACCAAAAUACAAGAUAUCGCCACAACAACAAUUUCCUACGCAAAAGCAACAUCAAAACAAACAGAAAAACCCGAACCCACCAUCAAUGCAUUAACACUCCUUCGCAUUCUUAAUGACCUCCUCACAACAGCGCAAAAAUGUGUAGAUGCUACAUCGAAAGACGCAGUCAUUUCAACAGCACUAAAAAUCAUCAACGCCAUACCUACAAUCCACAAUGAAUGA